Synchytrium microbalum is the source of this 1143-nucleotide messenger RNA. RefSeq lists its product as uncharacterized. Bases 1 to 1143 code for a protein of 380 amino acids. Lineage: Eukaryota; Fungi; Chytridiomycota; Chytridiomycetes; Synchytriales; Synchytriaceae. The record is from RefSeq and is a predicted model, not a curated record. Gene Ontology annotation, cellular component: nucleus. Gene Ontology annotation, biological process: regulation of transcription by RNA polymerase II. Gene Ontology annotation, molecular function: RNA polymerase II cis-regulatory region sequence-specific DNA binding; protein dimerization activity; DNA-binding transcription factor activity, RNA polymerase II-specific. The transcript is spliced from 2 exons.
AUGGACAUCAACGACCAGCUUCUGCAACAACACUACUUUUCACAACAACAGAACAAUCCAGUCCGUCUUCUAAAUCCUACCUCAUAUCAUGUACAACAAACUUAUGGAAAGUCGGCAGAUCCAAUGAUUGGUCUAGGUGAUGACGAUGAUACUCCUAUAAAGCAGGAAAUGGACUCGAUGCUAGACCCUAUAGACCCGUUCAACACCCUAGUAGACGAAUUCGGAUCCUCCAUAUCCACCCAGGCAUAUGGCGGUCUAGGUCAACAUGGAAAUCUGCUGCAACAUCCUCAACACUUGACUCCUCGACUAGCUGACAGCAUGCUAGCAAACAACCUACUAUCUCCCACAUCGUCGUCUCCUCUAGAUCCUGACGACUUGGAUGGUCUUGUAGACGAUUAUACCCCUCAUAACUCGGGCUCUCUGACAAACUCGCCAUACUCGUCUACUCCUGCCAAUAAUACUAACCAUAAUGAUGUAAAACCUACUCGAAAAGGCAAAUCUACUCGAAGUAGUAUGGCCGCUGCUGCAACAAUGUCUUCUGGCUCUGCUCCCACUGGUCAAGUGGGUCAACAUAUGUACUCGUACUCUCUACCGUCUUCUACCUCGGGCGCUACUCGUCAUCCUCCACCGACGCUACCAGGUGGACAUCCAUCAUCCUUUGGAGCAUUUGGCAGUGGAACUAGACAAUCUGGCGUAUCGGACUUUGCAUCUGUAGCAGGCACUUCAUAUGACUCGGAUACUUCAAAACCGACAGGUGCUGGUGGGCGUGUCGAUGCCAAUGAAAAACGAAGACGUCGACGAGAAUCUCAUAAUGCGGUAGAACGUCGCCGUCGUGAUAAUAUCAAUGAGAAAAUACAAGAGUUGGCUACUCUUCUUCCCGAAUACUCGAGUCUCCAUUCAGAUGGAACAACAAAGCCAAACAAGGGAGUUAUAUUACGUAGGUCUGUAGAAUACAUGCGUCAUAUACAGGGUGUUGCUUAUAGAAUUGCCGAAAGAAACCAAGAGCUGGAAGAAGUCCUCAAACGAAUCUGUACCGAGGCAGGCAUACCAGAAUCCUCACUAGGUCUAUCUAUGCCUCUAGGAACCGAGCUGUUUGAUAUAGGAAUGCCAAACCCAAACCAGCCUAUGAAUAUGGAUGAUUGA